CGAGUAGGCCUCGGAAGAAGCCGGUUGCUUAGCAACCGGCAGGCGUCUCUUGAAUCUGGGAUCCGCUUUCUGUCCUGGGAAAGGCGGGUUCCCGGGGCCGCUUGGGAUGGAGAGGGAGUCGAUCUCUCAUGGAUAAACCAUAAAAGAGAUAACUAUGGAGGAGGAAUUUUUAGAAUACCUUGUCUGUGUUUCUGAAAAACUACUACUUGAAUAUGGCGAAACUGCUGAUGAAAGAGAUGAAAAGAAACUGAGAAAUCUGGUUAUGGUUAGACUGCAUGCACACUACCUAUAUGAUCUGCGAAGCAUGCCAUAUUGUGUUUCACUCAAAAUAUGUGAUUUGUCUUGUAAUUUCCUUACAAAUAUUGAUGCACUUGAAUAUUGCAUUAAUUUAAUUAAAUUGGAUCUCCAUAAUAAUCAUCUAGAAUUACUUCCUGGUCCAAUGUUUUGGAGAUAUAUGAAGAAUUUACAAUUAUUAUAUCUACAUGACAACGGAAUUUCAACACUGGAAGAUGUGCAUUCAUUAUCUUUUUGCCCUGAUCUUAUCGCACUCACUUUAUAUAACACUCCACUGUGUUUGAAAAUUGCCUAUAGACACAUUGUUGUUAACAGCAUUUUUUCACUCAAGGCACUAGACUACUAUGUCAUUUCUGAUGAAGAAAUAACUGAAGGUUGGAGACUAACUGAAAAAUUCAAACCAUUUACGCUGGACUUUUUUGUUGACUAUUACCCUCUUUCUGGAAAGGAUACUAAUUUUCAGGAAGAAAUGAAAAUAGUAAGAAAUAUAAUUUCCAAGAUCAAUCAUGUUCUAGUUCAUCAUUCACCAAUCUUGAUUAUCCAGAGAUGGAUUAGAGGAUAUUUAAGUAGAAAAACAUGGUGCGUGAGUCCUAUAUCUGAUGUUCUGUGGUAUAACCGUUACACCAGAGGUAGAAAAAAGCAUGUAACUUCUGUGGACAAUAAAACCCCUGUCUCUGAAACUCUUAAGCAAGAACAGCCUACAAUAUACAAGAGAGGUACACCUGCAAUCCAAAUUAUAGACAUGAACAAUCUUAAAGAAUUUCGUUUAACUUUAAGAAAAUUAAAAUAUCCUGUUAUCAGACUGGAAGAAAAGAAAAAGAAGGAAUCAAUGUCAACAAAGAAGGAUUUCACACAGAGAGAGAAAACUGUCAUGAAGAUGGCAAGAAAGUCUACAUUUAAACUUUCAGGAUCUAAAAUGCCUUUUUAUUCACCGAAUGAACAUCGGAAAAUGUACAAAGAGAAAGAGAGAGAAUUUUUUGAUACUGCUCAUGAUAUGCGUAACAUCACACAUCCUGUACCACCAACUUUGCCAAUAUAUGAACCUGGCAGCCUUGAAAAAAGAGUCUUUGCUAAAGCAUAUGGAAAUGUAAGACUUCACCCUUUAUAUGCCAUUGAACAAGCAUAUUGGCAAAGUCGUAAGUUGGAUCUGCAAGCUAAGAAGGAACGAGAUGUGAUGCGGGUGUUAAUUGCUAACAGCGAAGCUAAAGAAUAUUUACAUCAUUUACGAGAAGAAAAAAUAGACAAUAUUCAGAGGAAUUAUGAAAAGAAAAAGAUGAUGGAUACAGAUCAUGUUAAAAAGUCCAAAGAGGGAAAAUCCAAGCUCAUUGUUAGGAUGAGAAAAAAAUAUAAUACUUUUUUAGAAAAGAAGGAAGGAAAGCUAAUAGAAAACUCAUUCAUUCAGCGCUUUAGCACUCAACAUACUUCUUUGACUAGAGGUUUAUUAAAACUUGAUGGGUGGAGAAGAAACUUGGAACUCCAAAAUGAAAGAAAAAAAGUUCAUAAAGAAAUGAGAAAAGAACAAAAAGAGCGAAAAGAGAUGUAUGAACAUUUUCAGGAGGAAAGGCAACAUAUGUUACAAAAACAAAAUAUAAAAGAGAAAAUGUUUAGGAAAUAUGUGACGCAGGUAAUAGCAAAGGAGAGAUUUGAACAAUCCAAAGCAAAAUUUAAAGCCGUGAAGGAACCUCAUGUAAAAAUAUUGUAUUCAUUACCAGUCAUUGGCAGUUCGAGCACUGCAAAGCCUGUUGCAGAGUUACGAUAGUUAAGAAGAUGCAAUAUAACAAGGAUGAACACAAAGGGAGUAAAAAUGUAGCUGAUUUUUAAAGAUCCGAUUUGGUUUAAAGAUCGACCAGCAAGCUAUGAUGAAUUGUGGUAGUUACCUACGGGAAGUAUUUAAUUCAGAGUCCAUCUGAAGAAUGGAAUUUGAAAGAUCCUUUGCUUUCAGGAGAGAGUAUUUAAAUAACUGAAAUAUACCUUCUUUUUUUGUCUUUUUCCAGACUGCAACAUUCUAUGAGCUUAUGCUACUUCAACAGUGUGUUUCUUACGUGCAAUGAUAGCUUCCAUGCAAUGAAUUGUCGAUGUGAAAAGGAACUGGUCACAAAUUAGAGCUUUCUACUACAAUUCAAGGCAGAAUAGGCAUGUGUGUGCAUAACACGUAACAAUGUACACCUCUUCCUUUCACAAAAGCACACUUCCUUUCACACACUCUAAAAUAUAUGCCCUGUUUUGAAACUGAAGGCAAUGUUCUGGCUGCCAGAAAGUCAAUAAAUGCUUAAAAAUCCUGUCAUCUACAAAUAUUGUGUACAAACAGAUUUGUACCUCUUAGAUCACAAUCCCAGUCACCUCAGAAUCAAUGGCUAAUAAACACAGUCACACAACGAAAAUCCAAGGUCUACCUCAUAAGAUUGGCUUCCCUGCAAGGAAAGAG
Molecule: messenger RNA, 2719 nt
Organism: Thamnophis elegans (Western terrestrial garter snake)
Lineage: Eukaryota; Metazoa; Chordata; Lepidosauria; Squamata; Natricidae
Gene: LRRIQ3
Product: leucine rich repeats and IQ motif containing 3
Exons: 9
Coding region: 155-2053 (632 amino acids)
Molecular function (GO): protein binding
Source: RefSeq, a predicted model, not a curated record